CUCUCCCGCCUCUCCCUCCUCCCCCCGCCGCCCCGCCGAGCCCCGGUGCGCCCCGCCGGGGGCGGUGCAUCCUGGGAAGGCGCAGCCCGCCAUGGCCCCGCGCCCGCCCGCCGCGCAGCGUCGUGGCUGAGCCAGCGCGGAGGCGGCACCGCGGAGAGCGGGGGGGACGCGCUGCCCUCCGCCCCGAGGAUGGACAGGAACUACGCGGCCACCCCCAGCUUCGCCGAGACGCAGCCCGCCGCCUCCUGGGCCUACGAGCGCGGCGCCGCUAGCCUCAAGCCCAGCCUAAGCUAUGGAGGAGGACAUUCAUCACAUUCAGAAACGGAUCUCCUUCACAGACAGGCAUACACUGCUUCUCAUCAGCUUCCUGGAUACUCUACCGCACACCAUCCUACUGGUCUUUCAGGAAUAUUUGAUACCAGUAUGCACAGUGCUGGAAGUAACACUAAGGAAACUUCUUCAGUUAUGAAUUUUCUCUCUGCUAUUGAGUCUCGUACUGCUCAGGCAGUCUCUUCAGGAUCUACUCUUUUGCCACAAUUCAGGGCUCCUUCCUGGCAGACAGGUAUGCAUUCCUCAACAGCCACAGAACUGUUUGUUACUGGAGCUUUGCCAUCCUCUGGAACAUUUCCACCAACAUCUGCUUUAUCAGCAUAUCAGCAUCCCAACACUUUCAGCAGUAGAAACUUUGCUACUACCCCUUCUCUUACUCUUCAAGAUUCUACUUUCAGUGCUACAUCAAAUGGUCUCUUAACUACUCAUGAUCCUUUAUUACAGAUUAAAACAUCGCAAGGCACUGUUCCUACCGCUUUGACAUUUGAACGCCUAGGCAGUUCUGUUUUGAGUACCAGUAUACCACCUCAGUCAUCAACAUAUCGUUCUGCUCAAGAGUCUGCACCCCAUCUUUUGCAACCUCAAUUUAGUUUGUUGCCUUCUACCCUUGGAGGAGCUCAGCAGGUUUCUCAGGCGUACAGCACAUCUGUCUUUACUGGUUCCACUGCUUCUAUCGACAGAGCACUUCAGCGAGAAUGUAGUGUUAUUAAACACCAUCAGCGGCCUUCAAGUACUCAGUCUGUUCAGGCUCAAUUGACUGUUUCACAGCAUUCCUUACACAGCUAUUUAACUAGUACAAGUGGAGUUAAUUUUCAGGAUACAUCUAGGCACUCGGCAUUAUCCUGCAGUCCAGUUGGAGAUGUUACUCAGGUGAGCAAUGGAGGACCACAGCAGAAGACUUCUCAAGUCACUGUAGAACUUGCUCAGUCAUACACAUCUGCAAUUCCAUCACCUGGUUUUCCAUCUGCUUCCACAGCAAAAGUGAAAAACUGUUCCACAAAGCAGCCUCCAAGGUCAACGAAGACCCCCAAACCCCAAAGUGUAGCUCCCACUGUGCAGACACAAAGUUAUGCCAAAACUGCACAAAAUCAGAGUUCUGUCAUUACAGGCCAAGCACAGAUCUACUCUACAGCACAGCUUCCAAGCCUCUUGUCAGUCAGCCAGUCCCAAAACUAUAUUUCAUCCCAGACUCAGAAUGUGCCACCUGUUAGCCACUCACAGGAUUUCCCAUCUAGCAAAAUUGAGAAGCUGCCCUCGCUCUAUAAAACUUUGACUUUUUCUGGGCAGUCGCAAGCUAUUACAUCUGAUAGUCAAACUCUUAGUUACUCCUCAGAGGAACAGGUAUUGACUUCAGUUCCAAAUGAGAACUACUCUGGGCAAACGAGGGAACUUUCUUCAGUAAGCCAAUCUCAGAACUACUCUUCUAGUCACUCUCAGGGUUUAUCUCCAGUUAGCCAAUCCCAAGUUAGUUUUUCAUCUCAAUCACAAGUUUUAUCAGCUGUUACUCCUUCAGAAAGCUAUUCUUCAGGGCAGUCUUUAACAUUAACAUCACCUUCUCUUUCCUUUAAUGCCUCUCCUCGGAUACAAACUCUUCCAGCCUCAAGUCCUAAUCAGAGCUAUAUUUCUUUACAUUCUUCUCAGAACUCUCAGUCACAAGAAUCUUCCUCUCCACAGUCUCAAAAGUUUUUGCCAUCUGUCCAUUCUCCACCUUUUGCAUCCCCAGCUCAUUCACAGACACUGCAGAACAACAGGCCUUCCUCAGAAACAAAGUCAUAUGUUAAAAGGAAGUCUGACUCUAAUUUGUACGCCUCAUCAAAACAAGAGGAGGAAUUAUCAAUGCAGGAUAUGCAGGCAUUGCAACAGCAAGCUACUCUUGAAUCUUCCGCUCAAAGACUAACCGAUGAGGAAAUCAGUGCUCAGGAUGCAUCCUAUAGGGUCUCAAAAGCAGAUGACAGAUAUUCUCAAAGUGUAAUUAGAAGUAACUCUUGUCUUGAAGAUCAAGUUGUUGGACUUACUCUUCAAGGAACGAAAAAAGAUGAAAGAAUGGUCAAUUCUGUGGAACAGCUUUCCCAACAUAUUGGCCAUAUCACUAGCCUAAGCCAUGAAAUGAAAAAGACAGCUAAUUUAAUGCAAACAACACAAGUGACUGUGAGUGCUAAAGAACUAAACCAGCAGCAUUCUCUUAUGCACAAGGUACACGACGGUAAAGUUCAAGAACAGCAGGGCCAAGUCAUUAGUACACCAUCGCAGGUUCAGCCUCAUGCUUUAAGACAUGGUCAUCAGCUGUGUUUGCCUGGUGCACAGGUACUCCUGGAGUCAGCCUGUGACUUGCAGAUUCUUCAUCAGUCAAUACUGCAGUCAGGUUUAGGACAGGCAAAGGCAUCACCACAAGUGCAAAGAAUACAGAGUCCUCAACAGGUGACACAUCCUUUCAUUCAGAUGGAUGGUCAUAUUAUUCAAAGUAAUGGGGGUCAUUCUCAGCAACAGCUUCAUGCUCAGAAUUCAGAAGUAAUGAAAAUGGACAUUUCUGAGUCCUCAAAACCACUACAGCAACACUUGACAACAAAAGAUCAUUUUACUCAGACAAAUCAACACGAUUCAAAAAAUCAGUUUGUUUCGCUUAGUUCAAUAUGUUUCCCAGAAUCUAUGCUUCUCAGUGAUGAGAGGAAUAUAUUAUCCAAUGUAGAUGACAUCUUAGCAGCAACAGCAGCAGCCUGUGGGGUGACACCAUCUGACUUUGCCAAAUCAGCUCCUAAUGAAGAGGAAAUCCAGUCUGUUGAAAAUAGUGAGGAGUCUAAACCGCAGUUCCGAACAAUGGAUGUAAGACCCGUGUCUUCUGUUUUCAGUGCCUCACCUACUGUAGUUGGCAAGCCAGCAAGCAUAAGUAAUAUAUCUCUCAAUGGAGGCCAAAUUACUAUAAAUCUUACACCAGUGUCAGCAAUACAGACAAAAACUGUGAACCUCGAUCAGCAACACAUUGAAACUUCUGAUCAAAAUGUAUCAACAAGAAUGACCUCUCCAACGCUUGGCCCUGGUCAAGAAGAGCAAGAACAAGUUCCAGUUAAGAAACAAUCUAGCAUCAGUCAUGAAUCUGAAGAAGAUAAUGAUGCUGAUGGGACACUGAAUGCAAGAGACGCAGAAUUUGUUUCAAGUGGUAAGAGUCUAAGUGAAGAAAGUGCUGUUUCAGAGAAUGAUUUUAAUAUGCAUAGUGAUGAUGGUACAGUGACAUGCAGCCAGUCAAAGGGUCCGUUGCAACCGCUAUCUAUGCCCCAAAGUGGAGAUGGAAGCAUUAGUAGAAAUGAAGAAGAAUGCCAAGAUUUAACUCAAGCGAAUCUUCAGAAGAAAAAAAGCAAAGGAAAAAGCCAAAACAAAAGUGCUGCAGAAGAUGACAGUGCAAUUCAGAAACAGAUAAAAAGAAGUGGACAGUGUAAGCGUCAAAACUCUAGAGGAAAUGACUCAUGUUUGACAUACUCUUCUCCUGUUUCUGAAAGUUGUUAUGAUACUUACCAGCAUCAGGAAAGAAUGAGGCAAAAAAUUAAAGAAGUUGAGGAAAAGCAGCCUGAAGUGAAAACAGGAUUUAUUGCAUCUUUUUUAGACUUUCUAAAGUCUGGGCCUAGGCAACAGUUUUCAGCUCCAGCCGUACGAAUGCCAAGCAGGACUAGGAGACCAGUUACCCAGAUAGUUCGUGCCCCUUGCCUACAGUCCUCUGCAAAGCCUCAACCAGCAGCAGCAGCAUCUGUAGCUGCUGAGGUUAGUGGAGAAAGUCCAACCAAAAAAGCCGAUGAAGAACUUAAGAAAAACUUGGAAACGUUGCCUUCAUUUUCUUCUGAUGAAGAUGAUUCUGUCGGGGGCAACCACGAUCUUCAGAAGAGCAUCUCUACUGCAUUGUCAGCCCUGGAUGAUACAUCUGAUAGAAAGAACAGAUCAGAAGCUGAAAAAGCGGCAGUUGUUACUGCUGCUGCCACUGCUGCUGCAUCACAGCAGGAAUCAUCCCAGACAACUGCUCAUGUAGUCAAUGUGCAGGAGAAAACAAAUCCAGCUGACUCUUCAAAAGUAGCUCAGCAGGAUGCUGUGGCCGCAGAACAAUUGGCAAAAAUACAGGCAGCUAUUGCAAUAGAAGGAUGUACUGAUGAGGAGAACACGGACAGUGGAGGAGAGGGCAUGUACAGAGAACGUGAUGAAUUUGUAGUGAAGAUUGAAGAUAUAGAGACACUAAAGGUUGCUUUGCAAACAGGGAAAGAGCCUCCAGCGAUUUGGAAAGUACAGAAGGCUUUAUUGCAAAAGUUUGUUCCUGAAGUGCGAGAUGGACAGAGAGAGUUUGCUGCUACUAACAGUUAUCUUGGGUAUUUUGGGGAUGCAAAAACAAAAUACAAACGAGUAUAUGUGAAGUUCAUUGAAAAUGCAAACAAAAAGGAAUAUGUCAGAGUAUGUUCAAAAAAACCACGAAGCAAGCCUUUACAGACAGCAAGGACGAUUCAUUGCAAACCUAGUAGUAGCAACAGCAAAGCCCCUGAUCCGCCAACGCCAAAACCAACAGCAACAAAAGUCUCUUCUGUGAAACCCAAAGCUAAACAGCCAAAGGUCAAGGCUGAACCACCACCAAAGAAAAGGAAAAAGUGGAAAGAAGAAUUUUCAUCUUCCCAAUCUGAUUCCUCACCUGAGGCCCAGAGUGAUGAGGAUGAGCUUGUACCUCCAGCCCCCCUUGUUGCUCGCUUUCUGAACACAAGAGCUAUGAAAGAGACUUUUAAGAGCUACAUGGAGUUGCUUGUUAGCAUUGCUUUGGAUCCAGACACAAUGCAAGCCUUGGAAAAGAGCAAUGAUGAGCUACUUUUGCCUCAUAUGAGAAAAAUUGAUGGUAUGCUGAAUGACAAUAGGAAAAGAUUACUUUCCAAAUUACGCUUGGAUCAUGCUUUCAAGAAUGCUUUGGAAAACUUUCCUGAACUGACAGUGAUCACUCGGGAUUCUAAGACAAAAAGUGGAGGAGCGUCUGUGUCCAAGAUCAAAAUGAAUGGUAAAGCUUACAACAAGAAAACACUGAGGGCUUCUAAGUCAGCCACUAAAUUAGCACAGGAGUUUACGGUAGAUCCGGAAAAAAUACAGUUGUAUUCUUUGUAUCACUCACUCCAUCAUUACAAAUAUCACAUAUAUCUGACAUGUAAAGAAGAGAUUUCUUCUGUGCAGAAGAAGAGUGCAGAUCUAGGACAGGAAGAGAUUGUGCAGCUGUGCAUGAAAAAUAUAAAAUGGGUGGAAGAUCUUUUUGAAAAGUUUGGUGAACUUUUGAAUCGAGUCCAGCAGAAAUGCUCGUAACAAAAACAUGUCCCAGAUCUCACUUUUUUCUACGGCACUAACCUGAUGGAACAGAAAGCUCAGAGAGGCUCUCGUUUCUUUUACAAUGCCAGACUGCGUUCUUGAUCGUAGCCAUUUUUAUUUCUCUUCAUGGAACUUUGUGCCUUGGCUCUUGCUGAGGAAAAGUGAUGCUGCCAAGGAAAUCAGUCCUUUAGGAAUGGAACUAAACGUAAACCUAACCACAUUUUUAACCUGAAGAAUUGUUUUCUAUUUUGUAAACUAUUGGGCAACUUAGUUUUAUUUUCAGAAAUGUUUUUGACAAGUGAUAAAGCAUGCACUACAUUUACAUUUUUCUUUAUUGCUAUGAAAAGAUAACAACACUUAAAAUACUACAGAUUUUUCCAUCCCUGACUAAGCAACUGAAAAGUCAGUGUUGGGGUGACCUGAUUUCUACAUGUCUGGCCACCAGAUUUAGAGUUUUUUACAUUUUGUGAACAGAGCCGGAGUGACAUCAGUUUCUGCAUACGUAUGUUGCCAUCAUCAAAUCCAGAAAUGUCAUUAUGCUUUAUGGACUCCUUUUACUCUUGUCAUGUUCAGGAAACUGAACAUGGAGUUGGUGCAAUCCUAUGACUGCUUUUUGUGUCAAAUUAUAUUGUAAUGAAAGACAAUGACCUUAACUAUUUUCCCCCGUUUGAAGAAAAAAAAUAUUUUCCUUUAUACUGUGUUUUUUUUUCUUUUGGAAAAAAAAAAAUCAAUUGUACAUUUUAUCUCACUAAUAGUUGUAUUUUUCACAGAGAAAAUAUUGUGGUUAAAAUUGUUUCAUGUAUCUUUGUAAUACACUUGCCAUUGUUUUCGGUAAAUCCUAUUCAUUUAUAUGUUGAUUUCAUAUUGUAAACUAUAUAUCUCAAGGUAACCCUUUUGUUUAUACAGUUUGCUUCAGUGUUAACCAGAAUAAUGCAUACUAGACUAGUUUUGCUUUAAAUGUAGUUGUGUUAGACACUGCAAUUAUUUUCUGAUACAUGAAAAUAAAUUUCUUACUACACUAGCACUUGAUUAACUGAGAGUUUAAAUGAAGAGUUACUACCCUUUAUCUUAGUCAACAAAGAUUGAUGAUUGAAUAGACUAUAUGCAGUGUUAAACACAGCUUACAUAAUUGUUUGUAGAGCUGGCAGUUGCAGAGCUGUUCUCUUUUUGGUGCCUUUCAAGUUUUCAGACAUCUUUGUAGUUUUUUUUCCCCUCCAGUUUGUUAACAGUUAGUAGUGCCACUAGUCACACUCAGACAAUGAAUGUAAUGGGCUCUAAGCAGGAGAACAUUUUCUUAACAUUUGCCAACAGAAUGCCUUACCAAGUCAUUCAGAAUAGAGAUGUACUCUUCUGGCGUCCACAAAAAUAGUCAUGUUGGUCUUUUUUCAGAUAAUGUAGAAAAAAUCUUCAUUCCUUUGUACUUUCACUGCCACUUAGUGCCUUAAUUUCAGCCGAGAAAGCAGGGUUCACCAUUCAUUGGCCAAAUGAAAUAAUGUUCGUUGCCAUGUCACCUUUAUUCCCCCAAUAUGUUUUGAUCCUGUUUAGUUGUUAAAUAUUCAUUAGACCAUAGAACUAUAAAGAGUUUAAUGGAUAGACGUGAAGAUGAAAUUAUUUGAUCUUGAGUAAUCAAAUAGAGGUUUGAAUAUUAAAGUAUGUACAGAAUUUUAGCUGAUUAGUUUUAGAACCUUGUAGGAUGUUUACCAUAUUCCAAAGCUUUUCAUCUUUUAAAAGCAAUAAUUCUCCUUUACAAUUUGUAUGCAGACUACAGUGAACAGAAAUGGGUGUAUAUGUGCCCUUGCCUUUUUUAAAGCCUCUUUGUAGGGGUUUUGCUUUUAAGAAGGGAGGUCACUAUCAUGUUAAUAGAUGCAUUGUGCUACUGCUGGGUCUACUAUAAUCAAGGAGAGCAGGAUGGGUUUGAGUUUAGGAAGAACAGGCAGAUUGUUGGAGUGAUCAUGAAGCCAAUUCAUUUUCAUGGUGACAAGAAGGGUAGCCACAGGCUUGAAGAGUUGCUAUUGUUUCAGUCGUACUGUGUUGUAUCUGGUAGGAGGUAGAGUUGAUAUGGGGAAACCAGACAGCAGAGUUGCCAACAUUGGUAGCAAUCAGCUAAAAUUAUUUUAAUGUAAAUAUGUGCACUGGAGAUAAAGUAGAAAUGUGCCUGGUAUAGUAUCUAAUCGAUAGGGGGGGGGUCCCAAAUUUCCUUAGUGCAUUCCCUUAUUGGUGGGGGUCAUUGGCACUGUGUGUGGAUUCAUGAGAGGUAUUUGCUUGCCCAGGCAGAGUUCUGUUGUCACAGUCUGAGAAUUCCUAAUCUGUAGUUUUAAAUAUUAGGAUACAGACUCAAGGAACAAUAAAGUUGGCUCCUUGAUGAUACAGUAAAGGGACACACGCACAUCCCUUCCUAAAAUGACUAUGAAGCACCUAAUUGAGAGAGGUCUCUAUGCUUUCUAAAUGAGUUCUAGACUGCUACUGUAUACUUACUCUAGAGUUUUGAAUCUAGAAGUAGCUUUAGGAAGCUACUUGUUUGAAUCCAAGUCCUUAGAAGCUGAAAAGAGAAAUUAGAGGCUUUUGGUGUAGCUUCUCCAUAUUUUAAAAGAAGGUAACUUUAGCAACAACCAUUUAAAAAAAUGCAAACAACAUAAAAUGGCCAGGAUGCUCUGCACUGCCAUAGAUUGUGACCUGGCUUAUUUUUGGCUAUUUUAUUCCCAAGGCGAGCUAAACAAGCACCGUGCCUGUAGAAGACAGGACAAUCCUGUCUUGAAAAAGAGUAACUACUCUAGAAUAUUAAGGAUUAUUUUAAUGGAGCUUCCGUCUUUUUGUCUUGGGCUGCAAAAAUGGUUGCUGGAUUAAUUUACCAGAUGAGAAGAAGUAAAAACAUGAAGCUCUCGAGUGUGUUGAAGGAUCAUAAAUCAAAAUAAAGCUAUGUUAGUGGGAUUGAUAGAGGGUUUUUUUUUUUAUACUGAAGCAAACUUAGAAAAAAGUCAGUGUACAAAUUACUUUUUUUUGCACAAAUAUUUUGCUUUGUUUUGUUGCAUUUUAGGUAAUUGAUUAUGCACCACACCUCAAUCUUCUGGGUUUUUUUUCCUUGAAGUGAGUGAGGUCUUCAUCCCUUAACAUCUGACAGUGGAAGUUGAGCACUCAUUUGACUGCAAGAGAAGAUGCACUGGGAAGGAAUGAAACCCUCCUUAGACUCUGAAUUAGCAAAACAGAAAUUAAACUAAUUGCAUGAUGAAUUAUUUGGGUUUGGAUUCCACUCUUUUUUCCUUUAGUAUGGCAUCCCUGUUUACAGUAGGUUUGCUUUUAUUGAAAUACAGUAUUUCUCUUAAAGGCAGGUUUUCUUUGAGAUGCUACUUCCAAAGUUUUGCUAGCAAAAAACUGGGGACAAAAUUGGAUUGAAAAACUGUUUCUGAAAACGGCUGAGGACUUUAGGGUCUUUGAAGUUCUGUGGCAUGUAUUGUAUUCAUAUAUUGUUGAAAUGACAAUACUACUUUUAAAAAGUGAAAUCUUACAGGCUGUCUUCCAAGUAAAUGAUUUCCAUAGGAAAAAUAUAUUUUAAAUAUUAUUUAAAUAUUUACUACUAUUUAAAACAGAAAAGCUAAAAUUAUGGUCACAAAAUGUCAGUGUGUCAUCAACCAUUUCUUGUCUCAUUGCCAACACGUGACAUUUGGUCUCUCUUACCCUGUUACAUACCUGUGCAUUACACGAUGCACAUUCUGCCAUAUCUGAUUGUUUAAGCUAAUAAUAACGACAUGUCAUUGUUAACAAAUGCAUGUUUUUCUGCGUAUCUCCUUUACAUAUGGCAAAAUGAAGCUAGGGCUAAUUAAGAGAUACUUCAUGCGGUCUUAGUCCAGAUUUUCAGGUGGUCCAUAAUACAAUGUAUGGAAAUGUGAAAAAGGACAGUUUUGUACCAUUCAUGAUGUUAUUAACUAAAUCCAUUAAAGUGAAAACACUUUUUAAAAAAAC
Molecule: messenger RNA, 9597 nt
Organism: Cuculus canorus (common cuckoo)
Lineage: Eukaryota; Metazoa; Chordata; Aves; Cuculiformes; Cuculidae
Gene: QSER1
Product: glutamine and serine rich 1
Exons: 13
Coding region: 190-5637 (1815 amino acids)
Source: RefSeq, a predicted model, not a curated record